Plasmodium coatneyi is the source of this 1422-nucleotide messenger RNA. Its product is annotated as KIR protein. Lineage: Eukaryota; Apicomplexa; Aconoidasida; Haemosporida; Plasmodiidae. The transcript is spliced from 2 exons. The coding region runs from base 1 to 1422 and encodes 473 amino acids. The record is from RefSeq and is a predicted model, not a curated record.
AUGGAUGAAUUACCUUCAGAGAAGGUGUACAAUACAUUCAACAGCGGAAAUACUACCUGCAGUUCUUGGCCAAUGCUAUCUGGAAGGAGUGAAGUAAUAUGGAAGGAUAAGUUAAACGAGUACCCGAGUAUUAGGAGUCGUAUGGAGGACAUGAUGAGAGCAGCAUGCUACGUAUCUGAAGAAGUAGCACGGGGUAAAUCCGAAAAUGAUCUCUGUGGUUCCCUCUAUUUUUGGCUAGGGGAUAUAGUACACAAGAAUUUAGGCGGCCGGAGUACAUUUAGUCAAGUUAUGGAUGAAAUAUACCAAACAAUUAGAGGAUGCAUCACAAAAUAUAAUUGUAAUAUAAUAUACAAAGGCACUAGCCAAAGUGAGUUUAAGAAAAGAAAAGAUGUAUUUGAUUAUUCCAAAGAUUAUGAAACAAUAAAUCUGAAGUUAGGAGAAGGUGCAUCUAACUGUGGGGAAAAAAUUUACACUUAUUUAGGAAGAGUCGUUCCAUCAUAUAAAGCUCUAAGUGGAUAUUGCGGAAGGCAGUCUGAGGGUGAUCAAUACUGUAAGGAACUUGGAGAUAUAUUUAUUGGUAAUAAAGAUCCAGAACAAUUAAAAUCGCAAUGUGAAUCGUUGAAGAAUGCAGCAAGAGAACGCGCGGAGAACUGUUUCAAGGAUUUACCUUCACAAAAAAUAUACAAUGAAUUAGAACAAAGGAAGGGUUGCCCAACACUCCCUGGGGGGCAGAAAUGCUGCAGCAAAGUAGAAAGUGGGAAGAAUCGUGAUUUGGAGGAUACAUUAGGGAUAUACACAUACAGUAAAAACUAUGCCAAGGAAAUUACAGGAAAUUGGUAUCAUGCAUCUGAAAUAGGGGGCGACACUUUAUCUCAUGAAGAACGUUGCAAAUUUUUAUAUUACUGGACAGGCACUAAAAUUAAGGAGAAAGUAGGUAGGCGUGCCACACUGGAGUCUGCCAUGAAAGAAAUUUACGAGCACCUUGCAAGAUUCGCAUGUAAUAAUAGGUGCACUAAUUUUUACGAUGAUAACAGUAGCCUGAUCAUUUUCGAGAAUGGUAAAAAACUGUUCGAUUAUUAUUAUGACUAUGCUGCUCUGAAACAAAGCACAGAUUGUAAUGCAAUUUUAUGCAGUUCAACAUAUGAGCAAUAUCUGGAAGAAGCUAAAAAAGCAUAUUCAACUAUAAGUGGUAUUUGUAAUAAUGGCGGUAGUAGUGGUAUAUACUGCAGCGAAUUUAAAAGUAAAGUCACUAAGGGUGAUAUUUCAGAACCAACAGACUUGAUAUGUAGAUCAGUGGGACAACCACAGAUUGCGGUACUUCCAGCAACCUUAGGUUCAACUGAGGAGGUAAGUGGAACUCCGGGACCUGAAAGAGGUAAGCACAAUAAAAUUUACUUUAAGCUAAAUAAAACUACAUCUUAA